Messenger RNA from Vigna unguiculata (cowpea), 993 nucleotides. RefSeq names its product putative pectinesterase 55. Gene Ontology annotation, molecular function: pectinesterase activity. Lineage: Eukaryota; Viridiplantae; Streptophyta; Magnoliopsida; Fabales; Fabaceae. The record is from RefSeq and is a predicted model, not a curated record. Gene Ontology annotation, biological process: pectin catabolic process; cell wall modification.
AUGAGUCUUCUUCCAAUCUUGUUGAUUAGUUGUUUCUUUUGUGUUGGUAAAGCCACAGACUGUGGUGGAAAUCAUGUUAAACAAACCAUCAUUGUGGGUAAAGAAGGGGACGCAGCAUUUAGUAGAAUUCAAGAGGCCAUUAAUUCUGUCAGAAAUAACAAUGAUCAAUGGGUGAAGAUUCAUAUCAAAGCAGGCUUGUACAUAGAAAGUAUUGUUAUUCCGAAAAACAAGCCUUGCAUUAUUUUAGAAGGAGAGGGUAGCGCAAGAACAACCAUUGAUCACAAGGACCACCAGUCGAUAAACAAGAAUGCUACAUUUCUUUCUUUCGCACCCAAUGUGAUUGCAAGUGGCAUUACUUUCAAGAACUCAUAUAAUGUGGCCACCGAUAAACCUUGCGAUUUGGGAAGCAGAAUCGAACCAGCAAAUGCGGCAAAACUAUAUGGAGAUAAAUAUUUCAUGCAUAAGUGUAGUUUUGUAGGUUAUCAAGACACUUUAUAUGAUAUUCAGGGACGUCAUGUGUUUAGAGAUUGUUACAUUCAGGGUGAAGUGGACUUUAUAUAUGGUUACUCACAAUCCUACUAUCAGAACUGUUUGAUCAAUGCUGUCGGGAGAAAUCGAAAUUUACCAGGUUUUGUGACAGCUCAGGGAAGAGAAUCAGCAGAUGAUCGUAGUGGUUUUGUAUUCGAAGGAGGUUUGAUUAAAGGGAAUGGUAAAGUGAAUUUAGGAAGAGCAUGGAAACCCUAUUCAAGAGUCAUAUUUCGUAAUACAUAUUUUUCUGACAUUGUAACUCCUCAAGGUUGGGUUGCUUGGUCAGCCGCUAAUAAUCCGAGCACGACCACUUAUGCUGAAGUUGAUUGUAAGGGACCAGGAGCUGAUACUUCCAAGCGUGUUCCGUGGAUGAAGAAACUACGUUCUUCAGACUUGAAUGAGUUAUCUUUUGAGUCUUUUAUCAAUAGCGACGGAUGGUUUGACAACUUACCAACAGUGUCUUAA